AUGACUGCCUCUGCCCAUUAUAACUAUAACAGAAGAAAUUCUAGCGCAACACCGUACACAAUACCAACAAAACAUCAACCACAACACCAACACCAAUCACCCAUGGUGUCGUCGUACCAAGUUCAUCACCAUCAACAUAGUUAUAAUCCACAAACGCGACAACAUACAUCUUAUCAACCGUCGUAUUCUCAGGAAUCAGCUAUAUCGUCGCCACUAUUAUCGGCAUCGGUACCGACAUUAUCCCGAGAAUUUGUUGUACGCAGAAUCAGUGAAGGUGAGACCGGACGAUUGAAAGAAGAAUUGAGAUGUGAAGCAUGUGGGAAAGGGUAUAAGCAUAUAUCGUCAUUGGCUAAACAUUUAUGGGAACAUACUCCAGAAUGGAAUGUGACUAAAAAAUUGUUAAUUUCAAAACAUCAACAAGUACAAUUAUUGGAAGCUGCCAGUAUUUUGGUGGGUAUGAAUGAAAAUAAUGCCAAUGGUACUGCUCAUCUGGCGUAUCAUGCACGUACAUUUUCAGAUCAAUACAAUAACGCUCCACCAUAUUCUCCACCUAGUACUUCACAUACAUCAGAUUCGUCAACGACCCCUACGAUAAGUCACAGUAAUAACCAAGACUUUAACGGGGAUCAAGAGCAAGGAAUUCAAUUUAGAAAUGGGUAUCAUCACAAUGAGUAUGAAGGUGAAGAGUAUGACGAUUAUGAGGGACAAAAAAGAAUGGAUUACGGUCGUUCCCGGUCAGUUUCUCAUGAACCUCCAACAAACCACUCAAAUGUCAAUGGAACAUCACCCAUGGUAGGACCAACAAAUGGAAACAAAUUUGAAAGGUCAUUAAAGUCACCAACGUUAUCAUAUAUAAAUAAUUCAGAGGAAUUGCCAGUGAAAACCAAUUUUUCAAUUGUGAAAAACAAAGUUGAGAUUGAUGAUAUUUUAGAUAAGAGAACAGAUUCCGCAUCUGAUGAAGAAGAAGAAGUAAUUGGUAAAAUGGAAGAUUGA
Messenger RNA from Candida albicans SC5314, 993 nucleotides. RefSeq lists its product as uncharacterized. The coding region runs from base 1 to 993 and encodes 330 amino acids. The transcript has a single exon. The record is from RefSeq and is a predicted model, not a curated record. NCBI's taxonomy places the organism in Eukaryota, Fungi, Ascomycota, Pichiomycetes, Serinales, Debaryomycetaceae.